This is a messenger RNA of Malus domestica (apple), 1573 nucleotides long. RefSeq lists its product as uncharacterized. Lineage: Eukaryota; Viridiplantae; Streptophyta; Magnoliopsida; Rosales; Rosaceae. The record is from RefSeq and is a predicted model, not a curated record.
UUUAAGUAAAAGUCUCUAUUACACAAACAAAAGAAUUUCUCUUGGUGACGGGGCCACUCUCUCUUUCUUUGAUCAUUAUGAGUUGUGUGGCUUCGUACCCUCGUCUUCUCCACCACCUCUAUCAACAUCCCUGUUGUGACUACACAAACAACAACCCUACUUAUCAUCUACACCUUAAUCCUCUUUCAUCCUAAUACGCUUGUCGUUGGAUGGCAUACAGUCAUGCAUUUUGGGCCGUUGAUCAUGAGCCAUGACAUGAUUAGGCAAGUCACAGUGCAACACAUCAAUUUUAUCAGAUUUUGCUUCCUGAAUAAACCCAAAUAUUUAUGUCACAAAUAUUAGCUGGCUCUCUCUAUCCAAUAUACACAUCUCUGUAGUUUCCAAACCAUCAUUUAAACAAAUCAGCCUGAGAGGGCUCUGCCACACUGUCCGUAUCUGUCUCACAUAAUGCACUUGUAUAAUAACACCAUGCAGAUCCCCAAUGAGCCUCGCCCAUGCCAAAACCAAACUCCAACCCGCCUAGGAUUUGGUUUCAAGGCCUUAAUCCUAGACCCCAAAAAAAACCCAUCUCAUAAAACUUGCUCCAUGACGCUCUCCGACUUGCUAUCCCCAACUUCCUCUUCUCUUUUGAGUGGAGAUUACAUUGGAAUGGAGAGCUCGACUGACGUGCUUAAGGACGGUGAGGAUCAUCAACUGCUACCGAAGGUGACCGGUAGUGGUGGUGAUGGGCAUGAUGGUAAUUUUGGUCAGAGGGUAAGGAGUAGGAGGGAGCAAAAAUGGGCAUUGAAGAAUAAGGAGUUUCCACCUCCUAUACCUUUGUUGGCACGCACUGAGAACUUGCCCUCUCGUAUGCCUUGGGUGUUGAAGAGGCAUUGCACAGAUGAUGGGAGAUUGAUUCUCACGGAGGAGAAGGUUAGGCAUCAUGAGUACUUCAGGGCUCAUAGGUCAAAUGGCAGGCUCACUUUGCAGCUUAUACCGCUUGAUGAUGAGAUUUUGAUUUCCCCAUUUGCUUGCAAUGGGAAUGGGAAUGGGAAUGAGAACGAGAAUCAUAAUGGGAAUGAUGAUGAUAAUGAUGUUGGUGAAGGUGGCCACGACGACAACGAUAGUUGUGAAGAUGAUGACGAGGAUGAUGUGGUUGAAGAUAAAAAAAAUAGUGGGACUGGGGCAUCAGCAGCUUCAGCCGGGAAGUGCUUUAGUUUCAAUAGCGUGGGAACAGGUUCACCCUGCAUAUUUGGAGUGCCAGUGCUGCCAACCAUCAGGCAUGUUCACAGUUAGAUUUUGAUGAUACAACACUAAUGUCACUUUUAUUUUAUAUUUCUUUAUAUCAUGUCAUGUGACUCAUGUGUCCAUGCUUAAUAUUGUUGUUACUACUAGUCUUUAUUAAGUCUUUAUUUGUCUUGUGAAAUUUUCACGGGUUGUCAUGAUCUGUAGGUUCAUUGCACGUAGGACUGAUGUGGAGGGAAUUUUUUUUGCAUUUUUAUUGAUUUUGUUAGUAAUUCUUGUCUGUAGAGACUAUGUUGAGGAUGUGUCAGUUUUCGUGUUUUAUUUUUCAUAAAUGACAUGAACACAAGAA